This is a messenger RNA of Capsaspora owczarzaki ATCC 30864, 699 nucleotides long. RefSeq lists its product as hypothetical. The transcript has a single exon. Bases 79 to 579 code for a protein of 166 amino acids. The record is from RefSeq and is a predicted model, not a curated record. Lineage: Eukaryota; Filasterea; Ministeriida; Capsasporidae.
ACCAUACCUCAGUUCUCUCUUCUAUUACUUUGUCGUGACUUGGUUUCAUUCUCAGAAAAACAGAAUCAACAGUGACAGAUGAUGACAAUCACUGGGAACCGCAUGCUGAUGCUCGCACGCGUGUCGGCAUUGAGCUCGACCGCACGCUCGCUCCACACUGCGCCGCGGCUUGCACGGCAGCAAGGGACACUGAGCACAACGGCGGUGCCAUUGCGCGCGACGCAACCACCACAGACACAGCCACUGCUGGCGACGCGUAGCAUGAGCACGCUGUUCAGCAGCAAGACGCCCGUCGCCUUCUCAAAGAGCGCCGCGGCACGCGCAGAGCUGAAGGACACUUUUGAAGGCACGCCGACAUCGGCCUAUCCACGGCUGGUCGUGGUGGGCGGAGUGCUCAUCGUCGGGUUUAUGGUCGCCAACAUGGUCUUUGGCGAGCGGACCGAGUGGCCCGACAGUCCCAUUCUCACACCGCUGCGAGCCAAGCUUGAUCAAGUAGAUGAGCACCAUCGCUACCUGGUGGAACGGCAGCAGCAGCAGCAGACAUCAGCGGCCCAGCGACCAUCAGAGCCGCCAAAGUAACAGCAACAACCAAAAUGCUCAGACAUUUCAAAAACCUAACACGAAAGUGCUUUGCAAACAAAUCCUAUUAAUAAAAGUACAUCUUUUGGCAUUUCGCGCCAAUGCCAACAUCAAAACAAA